Leptidea sinapis is the source of this 1304-nucleotide messenger RNA. RefSeq lists its product as uncharacterized. NCBI's taxonomy places the organism in Eukaryota, Metazoa, Arthropoda, Insecta, Lepidoptera, Pieridae. The coding region runs from base 54 to 860 and encodes 268 amino acids. The transcript has 9 exons. The record is from RefSeq and is a predicted model, not a curated record.
CCUCCGAACGAUCAGCAAGUGUUUCUUCAAAGAAGUUGCGCAGAGUGAGGAUAAUGGCUGUGUUUAUUUAUACUACGCUGGCGCUGCUUGCUUCAGUUACUGCUGCUCCUCAAAAUGUAUAUCAAGGAAAUCCACAGGACCAGUUACAACAUUUCAACUUGCUCAACUAUUAUUUGGACGGACAACCAACAUCAAAUUUUUAUAAUCAAGCUCCAGAGAGGGCAGCAAAUUCCAAAUCGGAUGAGUCGGCGAGCAGAUUGGAGACAUUGGAGCCAGAUAGUGAGGUGGAGCUGAUACCUGGUGCACAGCCACCACAGCAGCCACCGCAGCAGGUACCCGUUUCUCCCAAUUUGCCGGGUCUGCAACCAGGAUCAAAUCUGCCUGGUUUACAGCCAGGUACAAGUCUUCCCGGUCUUCAGCCUGGGCAGAGAGUCUUCAUUGUUCAGAUGCCUAUUCCAGGUUACAGACCAGGCACUAUCGGAGGGUACCAGCCAGUCUACAUAGUUGCAGCAGCGCCUUUAGGAAAUACAGCCUACCCUGGACAAGGUGUCGUCAACCCCGCGUACGCCACACCAGGAGCGAUGCAGCCAAAUAUUCCUCUUGGCGUUCAGUUUCUUAACAAUCCAGUGCAACCUUACAAUUAUGUGUACCAAGAGCCAAUUGCAUAUCAACCUAUCGCCCAAACUGGAGGUGCAACACGAUUGAACCAGUUAACAGCCGUUCAACAAAAUGAAAAUUCAAAAGAAAAUAUCAGAAGUCCUGAAGGAAAGUUAGCAAAACAAGUACAAAUUGAUACCAAACACGCCAAUGGGGACAGAGAAUCUAUUCCAUCUCACCUAAAAAGCAGAAUUAAUCCCUAGUUUAAAAUCUAUACGGGAUAUCGACCGACGUACUAAAUCCAUAUUUAUUUGAAUCUUUAUUUGACCAGAACAUAAUAUUAUGUAUGUGAUCACGAUACUCUCUUCGAAUAAAUAAGUUUAAUUCAUGAUUACAUUUAUUUUUGCGAGAACUCAUUUUUAACUAAUUUUGAACCUUAUGAAUGCAAUCUAAUAUAAACUUAAUUGACUGACAGGGUUUGCAAUGUGCAUAAAUACUAAAGGUUAAAAUCGAAUAUAUUAUUUAUAUUUAUAUAACUCAUCCGAAUCUUGUAUAAAAACAUUUGUAACAAUUUUAUCGUUGUGUUUUUCUUUAAAAAAAAUACUUAAUUUUAUUAAUAGGAGACAAACAGUAAUAGAAAAAAAAAUACAUUUGUGAAUCAAUUUUAUGGCAUUGAAACGUUAUCUAAUAAAAACUUUAAUAUUUUA